UGGUGACUGCGUGCUCGCCUGACUACAGUGUGUAGCACAGCUACGGCUGCUGGCAGGCAUAGGACUAAAAACUAGAGCUAUUUUAAUUCCGGGAGAAGCACGAGCAUAGCCGAAAUGCGUCAAGAAAAACCGUAGUUUGGGGGUUUUUUAAUUCCUAGCUGUGGUACCCUGGACAGGAGUGCCCCAGAAGAGAACUAAGGGGGAAAUCAUCACCCCAGGCUUGACAGAUAUCCACAGCCGAGUCGGAAAUUAUGGCAGGAGCCUGUGGAGGGCAGCGCUGUCUUGCUGGGGAUGGUGCGCUGAAUUGCUCAGAGAUGCCAGCUGCUAAGAAUAGCUGUCUCUGAUAUAGCCCGAGUGCGUGCGAGAGAGUUGCGAGAGAGAUGCCUCACACCAGAGACUCUUCAUCUCCGUCUAGCAGCGCGGGGAGCAGAGCUGCCUAUGAAACACCAGCGCUAUCAGACCUCCAGAGGCUCUUUUGGUUCAGAGGAGGGUCUGAUAAUCAUGUGGACCAAGUCUGGCCAAAUAUUUACCUGGGAGAUGCGUGGGCUGCUAGGAGCAAAACUACUCUUCAAAGCCUCAACAUUACUCAUAUCCUUAAUGCAGCAGAUGGGCCAUAUAGCAUCAACACAGGAGCCAAAUAUUACAAAGAUCUGCAAAUAGAGUACUACGGAGUAGAAGCAUUUGAUGAUCCUUCCUUUGAUUUAAGUAUCUUCUUCUACGAUGCUGCCAAUUUCAUAGGCAAAGCCUUAAACACUUCAGGAGGGAAGGUGUUCGUUCAUUGUGCCAUGGGGGUAAGCCGCUCUGCGUCGUUAGUGCUUGCCUUUUUAAUGAUCCAUGAAAACAUGACGCUCGUGGAUGCUCUGAAAACAGUGAGUGCUCACAGAGACAUCUGCCCAAAUUCAGGGUUCCUCAGCCAGCUCCGGGACUUGGACAUUAAAUUAAAUGAAGAGAGGAAAGGAACCAGAGAAUCUGCUACUAAAGAGUUGUAAGAGAGUAUUGCUGAAAGAGAGGAGAAAAGAUGUUAUUUGAGCUUCCUGUAUCUCUUUAAAAUGAAUUGUAUUUGUAAACUAAGGACACAAGUUUAUGAUAAACCAGAAUGCGUGUUAUUAUUAAAAGUAGCUUUUUACCUGACCUUUCCUUUUUGCAAAGCCCUCCUAGAUUAUACUUACGAUUGGUUGUAUAUUGUAUCCCUCACUUUCCACCUUAAAACAUUGCUCUCUGCUGGUAAAAAGAAAAGAAAAGAAAAAAAAAAGAUAUCAGGUUCCACUUCAGAAAUAGCUGUGUUUCAGCAACUAGUGAAGCUCAUAUCACUUUAUGAAGUGUUAGGCUAUUUGAGGUGAAAGAUGGCAUAUUAUUUAUGCUACAAUAAUGCUUAGAAGUUUUCUUAUGAAUCAGCUUCCCCAGCCCUUUGCUCCCCGUAUCUGAAAUGGUUUGUAUUUUGAGACCUGAAUCUGGCACUAGUUAGUUCUUGCUUUUACAAUUGGUGGAGCCCCUGAGUUGAGGGUAAGAGGCUGUUCAAAAGCAGAGCAGAUGGGAAACAAUACAAGCCACUCUUUAAGCAAUUAUUCCAGGUCUAUUUAUAGCGUUUCCCCUUUAACUGUUCAUUAAAUAUAAUUUUUGUAGUCCUUGAAACUACCUUUGUUUGAGAGCGCAUUCGAGUACCGCUCAUCUACCUUAGUAAAAUCCAUCCAGGCGAUGCUGUGGAAAACGCUUCUGAAGAGGAUGGUGGGUUCUCAGCUGAGGCUCCAAAGAUCUGCAUGGGCAGUGGGUGCGGGUGCAGGAAAGCAUUUGACAACAAAGGAUCCCAAAUUUGCCUGACAGUUCAACAUUCAACAUAAAACUUCGGAUUUUCUUUCUCAAAAAUAAAGGUCAUUAACAUU
Molecule: messenger RNA, 1880 nt
Organism: Chroicocephalus ridibundus (black-headed gull)
Lineage: Eukaryota; Metazoa; Chordata; Aves; Charadriiformes; Laridae
Product: dual specificity protein phosphatase 13B-like
Exons: 4
Coding region: 381-989 (202 amino acids)
Biological process (GO): protein dephosphorylation; negative regulation of MAPK cascade
Cellular component (GO): cytoplasm
Molecular function (GO): protein tyrosine/serine/threonine phosphatase activity; MAP kinase phosphatase activity
Source: RefSeq, a predicted model, not a curated record